AUGUCAUCUUUAUUUACAAGUUUCUCAUUUUCAAAAAAAGAGGAUAAUAAAUUCGAUAUUUCUUCAAUAAUUAUCUCCUUUAUAACGGUUUGCGCUUUAUCAACUUUUUGUGGUUUAAUUUUCGUCAUAAAUUUUACCGGUUGGUUUGUUAUAAGCAUCAUUGGAGGUACCAUAACAAAAGGUCGUCAAGGAUUAUUUAAUUAUCUAAGUGGAAAAAGUGGGAAAAAAAAUAAUUUGGACAAUAUGUUGGACCAUCGCUUAAAUUCUCGUCAUCUCAGUCAUUUUGAAGAUUUUCAUUCAUCUUCAUUAAAUAGUUUACCUUCUAUGCCAAGCUAUCGUUCUAUCUCUAAAUCAAAUAAGAGUAUAAUAAAUUCGAAUAAAUUCGACUCACUUUUAUCAUUGGAUUUCUCAUUUGUUGGGUUAACCGGUGAUAGUAAAUCAAAAAAAUCUCAAAAGAACCUUAAAGUUCUACCUCCAUCCGAAUAUUCUCAAAAACGUAACGAGAGACACACUCCUGAUAUUCCAUCACAAUUAGGUCCAAAUAGACCAAAAGAAUGGAAAUCAGCCAUGGAUUAUUAUCCAAGCGAACGUCAUUCUCAUCAACCAAAAUCAAAGCCAAAACUUUCUGUUACAGACAAGAUGAUCGAAUCAACUGCCGCAUAUCGCGUGGGCAAAAAAUGUAGUGGUUGGAUAAAUGGUGAUGCUGAAGAAUAUGCAAUUAAAAAACAACAACGACAAAUGGAAUCAAUGAUGGAUUGUACAAGUAUCAAUUCAGACGAUGAUCCAUUCUAUUCAAAUGAGCCAAUCAAAGAUUUGAAUGUUCGGUUAGAUCAAGAAAGACCAAAGAUUACCAAGAAAAAUCGACGAAUUUCUCACAAGUCUCCUGCAAGUUCUUUACAACAUGCAAGGCAAUAUUUAACCAUUUUAUUAAAAAUCAAAAGAGGAAUGAACUUAUAG
This is a messenger RNA of Funneliformis geosporum, 957 nucleotides long. Lineage: Eukaryota; Fungi; Glomeromycota; Glomeromycetes; Glomerales; Glomeraceae. The record is from the annotation of a GenBank genome assembly.